GAUGGAGCCGGGUAUAUAGAUGGGCGGUUAUCCCCACGUUGAAGAAGGCAGAACAGUGUAUCAUCAUCACGAUAUCAGACCACCUCAUAUCCAUCUAUCCUCAAACUCUAUUAGCUUAAUACUUCACUACCACGACUACUACUUCAACCCUCUACAACAACCACCCUACUACCAAACACCAUGUCUUCCCCAGCUGCUCAGUUUGUCUACGUCCCCAACCUAGUUGGCGGCCAGAUGCUCCGUCUUCCCGUCGAGCAAGCCGAAGCCGAGGGUCACUCCUUCACCCAGCAGCCCAUUGCUAGCCCCUCGCUCUCAUCGCGCUACACCCGCUCGUCAUCGCCCACCCCUAGCGUCGAGAGCGUUCAAUCAACCGAGUGAUGAUCUCACUCCGCGGCUACAGAGCAACAGCCAACUGCGAUGACGCAGAGGGAGAGGAAGCCUUGGACUACAACUGGCCCGCACCAGUCAAACCAAAAGGCGGGAACGGAUGUUACGCCAAGCUUCCUCCAAACUGGGGGGCCGACCUACGAGUCAAAACACCGAAACACUGAUGUCAUCCUAUCCACCAAUUACCCACAUCGAUAAUCGGCAAAAUACCUUGCACUUGCGCCAUCUCAUCACAGUAUGACGAGUCGAGCCGUUUAGUUUACGGGGAAAGCUUUUUUAGCACCAUGGGGAGAUGCCCCCCCUAUGUGGGGAAAAGGGGAAAAAGUUUUGAAAGCAUGGGGGAAGGGCUUUUUUUUUUCUUUGGCUUGGCUUGUGGAGGAUUGAGUUGUGACACGCCCAGGAAUCCUGAUGAAGAAGAGUAAAACAGCACACGAGCUUUUAAUGUACUUGGCAAUACCCUUUGGGGUAAAAAGUGUUUUGGAGGAAGGUGUCUGGAUCGAUCGAUUCAUCAUUAUAAUACCCAAUUUUUGUAGU
Molecule: messenger RNA, 921 nt
Organism: Pyrenophora tritici-repentis Pt-1C-BFP
Lineage: Eukaryota; Fungi; Ascomycota; Dothideomycetes; Pleosporales; Pleosporaceae
Source: RefSeq, a predicted model, not a curated record